AUGAGCAAGGCGCUCAAGGAGGGUUUGGAGGGGGAGGAGCAGCGGCUCCACAGGAUACGCAUAACGCUUACCUCGAAGGAUUUGAAAUCCAUCGAGCGUGGAAAUCGCCGUGUGGAGAGGGUGAGUGAUACAACAGAUGAUGAAGUCUCCUCCACUACCAAGUGCGGAUAUCCUGUGUGUAUGUUCGAGCUGCGUAUUUACAAGCGUUUGAUCGACUUGCACUCAGCAAGCGACGUGGUUCGGCAGAUCACGUCCAUCAACAUCGACCCCGGUGUUGAAGUGGAGGUUACUGUGUCCAACAUAUAA
Messenger RNA from Eimeria acervulina, 306 nucleotides. Its product is annotated as 40s ribosomal protein S20, putative. The record is from RefSeq and is a predicted model, not a curated record. Gene Ontology annotation, cellular component: ribosome; cytosolic small ribosomal subunit. The transcript has 3 exons. NCBI's taxonomy places the organism in Eukaryota, Apicomplexa, Conoidasida, Eucoccidiorida, Eimeriidae. Gene Ontology annotation, molecular function: structural constituent of ribosome. The coding region runs from base 1 to 306 and encodes 101 amino acids. Gene Ontology annotation, biological process: translation.